This is a messenger RNA of Spirodela intermedia, 982 nucleotides long. The record is from the annotation of a GenBank genome assembly. NCBI's taxonomy places the organism in Eukaryota, Viridiplantae, Streptophyta, Magnoliopsida, Alismatales, Araceae.
AUGGAGAAGGCCUUUGAUAGGAUAGAGUGGAGUUUCCUCAUUAAGGUUCUUAGAUGCUUUGGGUUCACCGACGACUUCAUUGACUUAGUCGAUGCAUGUGUUAGGGAGAAUCAUUUCUCUUUAUUAGUGAACGGUAGCUCCACACCAUUCUUCACGGCCACGAGAGGUCUACGACAGGGCGAUCCACUAUCACCCACCCUCUUCAUCUUAGUUGAAGAAGUCCUCAGUCGAUCCCUCACCCGAGCGAUCAAUCAAGGACUUAUCCGACCAUACUACUCGAAGAGGGGUUGCCCGAUCAUCUCACACUCCCUCUUUGCUGAUGAUGCGAUACUCUUCCUCAAUGGAGGUGAGACAUCCAUUAGAGGGCUCAUGAGUAUUAUCUCGAGGUAUGAGCGAGCUGCAGGUCAACUCGUAAAUGCCUCGAAGAGUAGUUUCAUAGUAGCCCCUUCUACUCCCAUAGGGACCAUACGACGCAUCCAGGGCCUAACAGGGUUCUCUCGUGGACACUUACCUUUUGACUAUCUAGGAUGUCCUAUCUUCCUCGGCCGUAGGCGCAUACACUAUUUUGACGCCCUAGUGGGCAAGUUAAGGAAGAAACUAGCAGGAUGGAAGUUACAACUUCUAUCCCCUGGAGGACGGAUCCAGUUGAUACGCCAUGUCCUCAUGAGCAUACCAUUACCUUUUGGCAGUCCAUGAGGUACCAGACACCGUCUUACAGUCUAUUAGACGGAUAUGUACGUCCUUCCUUUGGGAUGGACAACUUGAGGGACCUCGUCGUCAACGCCGAGUUUCUUGGGAGAAAGCAUGUCGACCUACGGAUGAGGGUGGCCUAGGUAUUAGGCGCCCUCAAGAUGUACUUAACAUGCUUCAAAAGAAACUCAUUUGGAGGAUGAGGACCACACCAUCGGUGCUAGGUACUUUUGUGUCAGCCAAAUAUGGUGAGUGGGCUCGACAGCCGGCUGACAUCAAAGGAGUCAAAUGA